CAGCACUGCCGGCAUGUGAUGGGUAGCUGGCAGGAAGCAGUCAGAUGUAAUGCACUUCCUUUCUAAAUGCUCAUUGCUUCUUGUUGCUGUCAGUCAUUGGGACCAGGAAGUGCUGGGACUGCUGCAUAGGAUUCAGACUCUUUAUGCUAAAAUACAGAGGAGAUGAAGAUGACCAUGCAGAGAGCUGUGAGCUCCACCUUGCAGUGCAGAUGGACAAACCACAACACCUAUCUGAGUUGCUGUGCCAGGACAGAUAUAAGAAGUAUAUUGAGAGCAGAAGUGGGUGGGGGGUCCCAGUAACUCCCCUCCGCCUGGCGGCUUCUCAGGGCUCUCUGGGGUGUGUGAAGAUACUUCUAGCCAAUGGAGCAGAGGUGGACUGCUUAGAUGUUAAAGCACAGACUCCACUCUUUGCAGCUGUGAGUGCUGGGCACUUUGAGUGUGUGAGGGCAUUAUUAAAAGCUGGUGCCAACCCCUGUGGCAGUCCUUAUAAUAACUGCUCCCCUGUGCUGACAGCAUCUCGGGAGGGUCGAGUCAAAAUUUUGGAGGAACUUCUGGAUUAUGGUGCAGAUACUAAUAUUAGAUCAAAGAAAACACCAAGGAGGGCAUUAUCUAGUACAGGAUGUAGCGGACCCUUAUACCUUGCUGCUGUGUAUGGCCACUUGGAAUGCUUCAGAACUCUUCUUCUUUAUGGAGCAGAACCUAAUUACAACUGUACAGACAAGGUUAUUUUAGGAAGAAUGAAGCACCCUGUGUCUGUGCUAGAGAUAUGUCUGAAGCAUGGCUGUGACCCAGAGUUUGUAAGUCUUCUCAUUGAUUUUGGAGCACAUAUAUAUCUACCCAACAUGCAUGCAUACCAGUCAUUGGCACUCCGCCAAGCCUUGGAGCUUCUACAGAGAGAAAAAGAAUAUCCCAGAUCCCUGAUGUCUCAGUGUCGUCUCUCCAUAAGAAGGCAGCUAAACCAAAUGGGAAGGUUACGUCUCAUUGAUCAGCUGAAGAUCCCACUAAGGAUAAUAAAAUACUUACAGCAUCAAACUGACUACUGCUGGGAAGAGACUGUCAGGGGUGAUAAGGAAUAUGUGGGCAACAAUACAUAAAAGAAACGUUUUUUAAAUAGUUAAGUUGUCCGAUCAUACAUAUAGGAAGAGGAGACUUGUUGACUUUUUUUCAACAAGAGAAAUAUAUUCAUAUGGGAUUUCCAACAUAGAAAUGUGCAGGCAUUUCAUUUUGUUGCAACUGUGCUAAAACAUCAGUCAUUUGACCGUUACGGUUCACGAAAAGUAAUUGGCCAAAGUCUUGUGACUGCUUUAUGGUACGGAAGGUUCACAUCGCAAAAUUCACAGCAAAAAAAACUCUGUAGCAGAAUCAGCAGCUGAAAACAGGUGGUUUUUGGUGGCAGAUUUGUAAGUCACUGGUAGUUUUAGUGGCGUUUCAAAAGGGUUUUUUAAAUGAGGUUUCUCUGAUUAUUCUGAGCUUAAUGGUCAUAUGGGCAGUGGUAUCAGUGAUUGCCAGCCUUCUCUGGAUGACUUGUGCAGAUAGAGAUAGAGAUACUUACUCAAAAGGGUUUUAACCUAACUUUCCCAGGACACCGAAAGCCAAAACUAUGACCCUUUUUGGGAGUAAGGAGAAGAAUUUAUUUAGGUAGUCUUAUUAUUUAGCAGUCCCAGUUACAGGUCCACAUAAUUUGUUACCCACCUUUCCUGGGAGCCUGAAUGACAAAUCUGUCUAGCUAUGCUACAGCAUGGAGGAUUAGUCACAGGAUUCUUACUUUCUGUGGGGCAGUGAUGGGGGGACAUAUGGGUUACAUAAAAUGUACAUAAUACUGCCCUCACACAUUAUGUGAAUCUAUCAUGUGGUACCAGAGCAACGUAAUCUGCUGUCACCAAUGCAGAUGUACAGUACUGUCACCCAACUCUUCCUGGACCCUGAACGCAGAGGUGGUCUAGCAAUAUGAAGGGAAUUCAUCAGUCUGGGGAAGCUGGGUAACAACCUCUGAAGAGAUGUAAUGAAGAUGCUUGGUAUAUACAUUCUACAUAUAUACUACACCAUAAGUAUAUGAGGACAUACUGUAUAUACUGUACUACAGUAUAUGUAGUUUGGCCUCCAGUAGGCAAAUCAAAUCAAGCUUCGUAUCAUAGAUCUGAAGUCGAUUUGUUCAAAAACGUUGCUGUUAAUGAUGUUUCCGUCCAGCAUUAAAGGGAGUCUGAGCGUUUAAAACCCCUCAGAUUGCAUCAUAGAAAGUUUGCCCCCAUCUCUUGUGUCUGUCUCUUGUAGAGAUCCUAAACAAAAUUACUUUAUAAAGUUAUGCAAGUUAGAUGUUGCAAGUGCCCAGGGAUGGAGUUACAGCCGCAAUUGCCCCGGCCCCCCAGCUAUGUGCCCAGAUAACAGCUUCCCUUGCAGUCCUCUGGCCCGCACUCCUCUCCUACUUUUUUUCCUCCUCCUCUGGCUUGGAGAUCUCGUGCGAGUGCUGGCCAGAGGAGGAGGACUGCAAGGGGAGCGGUUAUCUGGGCACAUAGAUGAGGGGCCUGGGCAUUCGCGGCCAUAACUCUGUCCCUGGGCACUUCUGACAGCUAAUUUGCAUAAUGUUAUAAAGUACUUUUUUUCAGGAUCUCUACGUAGGACAGAAACAAAAGAGGUACUAUUUUAAUGGGGGGCAAGCGUUCUUUAACACAAUCUGAGCAGUCUAAAAGUAGGUGACAGACUCCCUUUAAAAUGCAUUGGCUCAGUGUAGCCGAACUUUGUUUCACCCAAAGUUGCGCAGGACUUUGUUGAAUUACUACAGUAUACCUAUGUGCAUAUUGAAAAACAUUUUAAAAUAGGAAUUGGAAGUGUGCUUUGGUACUGAGGUAACAGCCAGUACCAAAGCCCACUUCGGAUUCCUAUUUUAAAAUGUUUUUAAAUACGCAGAUAGGAAUGCCGUAGUAACUUACCGAAGUCUCUUGCAACACUGGGAGAGAGGAAGUUUGGCUACAUUAAGCCAAUCCAAUUAAUUGAUGUAUGAAAACAGCAUUAAAAACAAAGUUGUUGAACAAAUCAACUUCUGAUCUAUGGUCCGAAGAUUGAUUCGCUAAAGCCUAGUCUCCAGCAUAUGUCCACAUGCUAGUCAGCUUACCAAUGCUGCUAAAAGGCACAUCUGUACAAUUAAGCAAUGAAGCACAGAAUUAUCACUGCAUAACUAGGAAGAGUAGCUAUUCAGCUGUAAGUACUAUAACUAGUAUCAUAUAUCUACUCUGGCUGGUAGUAUGUAGUGCUUUGCGCAAAGCAUCCAACUUGAAGGAGCUAGAGCAGUUUUGCAAGGAGAAAUGGGCAAAAAUCCCAGUGGUAAGAUGUGGCAAGCUCAUAAUAGAGACUUAUCCAAAGUGACUUGGAGCUGUGAUUGCAUCAA
This is a messenger RNA of Bufo gargarizans (Asiatic toad), 3382 nucleotides long. RefSeq names its product ankyrin repeat and SOCS box protein 12-like. NCBI's taxonomy places the organism in Eukaryota, Metazoa, Chordata, Amphibia, Anura, Bufonidae. The transcript is spliced from 3 exons. The record is from RefSeq and is a predicted model, not a curated record. Gene Ontology annotation, molecular function: protein binding. Gene Ontology annotation, biological process: intracellular signal transduction. Bases 144 to 1094 code for a protein of 316 amino acids.